Messenger RNA from Gymnodraco acuticeps, 4614 nucleotides. RefSeq names its product plakophilin 3a (gene pkp3a). Bases 148 to 2784 code for a protein of 878 amino acids. Gene Ontology annotation, biological process: cell-cell junction assembly; cell-cell adhesion. Gene Ontology annotation, molecular function: cadherin binding. NCBI's taxonomy places the organism in Eukaryota, Metazoa, Chordata, Actinopteri, Perciformes, Bathydraconidae. Gene Ontology annotation, cellular component: adherens junction; plasma membrane; nucleus. The record is from RefSeq and is a predicted model, not a curated record. The transcript is spliced from 13 exons.
AGGCUCCUCCCCCUGAUGGGCAGCUCUACUCCCUCUGAUCGCCUUGCUCUCUCUGCGCCCCUCUCACACUUUCAGCUGCACAAACAACCUCCGCAGCACGGACUGUUUCUACCAGGACGCCCUACGCGCGUCUUUUAACUUUUCACCAUGAGUAUCGUGGGCUCUGAGAGUGUGUUUUUGUCCGCCUUACAGCCCAACACCUCGGUCACCACCUAUGGGCUCCCGUCGGAGAUCCACCUGGGAAACGGGGGCACGAUGUCGGACGAGAUGACCCGAGCGCGACGCGUGCAGCAGCAGGUCCAGAUGAGACUGGCGGAGAAGUCCACACUUCCGCGUCAAAAUGGAUCAACUUCACACUACGCCAUGUCAGACUACGGUGGGGCUUCAACAUUGAAACAUCAGACCAACACUCCAAACUACAGCUCCAAGUCAUCCUACAUGUACGCAGGCUCCAAAACAAUGGGUCCACGCAUCUCCCAGAAGACGGGUUUCAGUGCCCGAUCUGCUGGUGCAGACUUGGCCACACUGCACAGGAUCAGUGUUGGGGGAAUGGGAGGUGGUGGUGGGAACGGUGGGGUUUACUACCAAAGUGGCGGACACCAAAGUGGCGGACACCAAAGUGCGGGAUACCAAAGUGGAGGAUACCAAAGUGGAGGAUACCAAAGUGGGGGAUACCAAAGUGGGGGAUACCAAAGUGGCGGCAUGCAAACUGGCGGCAUGCAAAUUGGCGGCUUACAAAGUGGCGGCUACCAAGGUGGCGGCUACCAAACGGCCGUCAUGCAAACAAGACACGUGGACCCAGAUACCCUCUCCAUGAACGCAGUGCGGCAGCACACGGCGCAGGUGAAUCCCGGGUGGGCUGAUGUGAGCGAUGCCUACAGCUUGGUCUCUGAGCGUGACGGCACCUAUGGCCGCCAGUAUGCACAAAGCGCAGUCAACGGCUACGCCACCCAGGUCAGGCAAGGAGGAGGCUCCAUGACCUUUACCUCUCCCAUGCGCCAAUCUCUUGGUGGCACUCUUACCCGCAACGGAGAAAUGACAGAAGGAGAGAUGGCGGUCACACAGCAGCACUCCUACAAAGGCCCGGCCCACCGCACCAUCAACAGGAUUACAAACAGAAACCGGAUGAGCACCGGCUCCUUGCCUGGGCAGCAGAUCGUGUCCAGUGGGAGUGUGUAUAGUAGUGGGGGGGACAGAAUGGAUGGAUAUGGAAUGGCCCAGCGUCAGGGCACUAUAUCUCGUGCCCAGUCAAUCAAAAGCAUGCACAGUGUGGGCAGGGGCAUGGACGUCUUCGGGCAGAUGGAUAUGGGAGCCAGCAUGGGAAACCUCAGCGGGAUCAACUCCUUGGACAUGCCCUCAGCAGUGCAAAACCUGAGAGAGGAGGACCAUGACCUGCAGGUCCUGGGUGCCGCCUACAUUCAACAUGAGUGUUACAGUGACAACGAUGCCAAAAAUGAGGUGCGUCAUUUGAAGGGAAUCAGUGAGCUAGUGAAGCUCUUCAACUCCGAAAACCAGGAAGUGCAGCGUUAUGCCACCGGUGCAACACGCAACCUCAUCUAUGAGAAUAUGGACAACAAGGUGGCCCUGAUCGAGGAGGGCGGCAUCCCACAGCUGGUCGAAGCACUGAAGGAAAAAGACGAUGAGCUCCACAAAAACAUCACUGGUAUCUUGUGGAACCUUUCCUCCAAAGACAACCUGAAGGAGAAACUGGCCAAGGAGACCCUCCCAGAGCUGACGGAGUACAUCCUCAUCCCUAUGUCAGGCAAAGACACUGAUGGCUACCAGCAGACGGCCUCUGAGGCAGACAUCUUCUACAACACCACAGGAGGCCUCAGGAAUAUGAGCUCUGUGAACAAGAAGACCCGUCAGCAGAUGAGAGAACAAUCCGGACUGGUGGACUCUUUGGUCUGCUACAUCAAGAACUCCCUCGACGACGGCAAGGCAGAAGACAAGGGGGUGGAAAAUGCAAUGUGUGUCUUGAGGAACCUCUCCUACCAGCUGUACGGCGAGAUGCCUCCAUCUACUCUGAUUCGCCUGGAAGGACCAAAUAGAGCUCAGGACUCAGGAAAGGGCGACGCCAUUGGUUGCUAUACACCUCAGGGACGGAAAGCCAAAAAUAGAAAGAACCAGGACAUCUCCACUUUCACCGAGGUGGCCCGGGUGCCAAAAGGCCCCGAGUGGCUGUGGCAUCCACAGAUUGUGAGCGUUUAUAACCGUGUGCUGCAAGACUGCGAGAUCAACUCUACCACCCGCGAGGCGGCUGCUGGAGCUCUUCAGAACAUCACCGCUGGAGACAACAGGUGGGCGUCAGUGCUGAGCCUGGUGGCUCUGGAGCAGGAGCGCAUCCUGCCGCAGGUGCAGAACCGCAUGCAGACCAGCAAUGACCUGGAGCUGCGAUCCCUCACAGGCUUCUUACGAAAUCUGUCCCGCCAUGCCAGGGAUAAGAAUGACAUGGCCUCAAAGGUGGUGAACAACUUGGUGGCCAAGCUGCCUGACGAUGGGAGCCAGAAGGACCCCUCUAGCGAUGUGGUGGUGAACAUCUGUGGAGUUCUCAAUAAUUUGGUGACCAGCAGCUCUGUAGCUGCCAGAGACAUCGCAUACUUUGACGGCCUGCCAAAACUGAUCAGCAUCAAGACCAUGACGGGCACCUGCAGCACGGGGAGGAUGAAAGCAGCCAAAGCAGCAUCAACAGUUCUCAGCAACAUGUUCCAGUACAAGAAACUGCACAGAAGCUACAAAGAGAAAGGGUAUGGGAGACAAGAUUUUGUAGAUAUGAUGAUCUAAAACAAAAGGCAGUGGUGAAGAGGCCUGCUCUCGACCAGCCCCCAGUGGAGCAAAGAGACUGUUUGUACUAUUCAAAGAUACUUUUUUAGGAUGAGAACAUGGACACACAAGUGAGGGAGGAUCGACACAGAGGAAAACAACUUCCUGUGUAUUUGUUUUUACUCUACAGACCGUUCAAGAAUGUUGGAUCCGGCACGACUACUGAUGGACACAAAUGUGUACACCUUAACCAUUUACUCUUUUUGUUUAAACACUGUAUGUUUUAGUGUGGAAUCAGGGAUUUAUUUGUUAUCAGAGCAGCAUUUAUUCAGAUAUAAUUUCAGCUGUUUUUUUGUUUGUUGCGGAUGACAACUGUUGAUGCACAGAACAGCACAGAAUGAAUGGAUUGAAGUGUGGUACAAACAUGCUGUUCUUGUAAAUAUUGCUUCUUCUUUUACAAAGAAAUCAAAUGUUUUAUACUUUGCACCUACACUAUGUACUUAGUUCUUGUAGUUUAAGGAUGGAUAAAUGUGUUUAUAAAUGAGUCCAUAUUAUAACAUGAUUAUAAUUGGAUUGAGAGGAGUGGACGUCGAGGAAGAUGGCUGCUUAAGUUCGUGGCUCCGGCGCCAUCACCAUUUAUUUUUGCUUAAAUAUCCCACUAUCAGUGAUACUUUUUAUCUCAAUCACGAGUUAUUAGUCCCAAUAGUCAUCUGUUACAUUAAACAUGCCGAAUAGUAAAAAAAACUCCGAAAACCGUAAUUAAUGCAACUCAACAACACCUGGUUCUCAAGGCUAAUGCUAGCCCGAAGCCUGCGAAUGUCUCACCGGACGUGUAGGUAUUGAACUCAGCUGCUACUGAGCCUACCAACACCGCGAUUCUUGAGCUUCUUCAAAAGCUAUCUGAAGACCAAACAAAUCACUUUACUGACCUUCGGAAAGAGCUAUCAGAAACGCGGAGAGCCGUUGUUGCUGUUGAGGAGAAGCUAGCUGACGUGUUUACCCGAAUUACCAGUGCUGAGGCCCGGCUGGAUAUGCUGGAAGACACAGAAGACCGGCGCCGCAAUUCUCCGCCAGCCCUGGCUUCGGAGGUAGAAACGCUGAAUGCUAAACUAGUGGAAUACGAGGAUAGGGAUAGGCGGGUGAAUCUACGCAUCUAUGGAUUCCCGGAGCAUUCUGAGAAGAAAUAUGCUUUAUCCUUCCUGAGGACAGCGCUGCCGGACAUCCUUCAGACGGAUUUUCCUGGGUUUUGUUUCUUUCUUUAGUUUUGUGCUGUUUUUGUACUGUGUUGCAUUUUAUGUUAUUGAUUGUACCAUUUGUUUAAUAAAAAAAGGGAAUAGGAAUAAUGAAUGUAUCUCCAAAGUUGACUUUUGUGUUUAGUUCUAUGCUUUUCAAAAUUGCAAAAUCGCAGUCGUGUCAUACAUUUGUAGUUGUUUUGUCAAACAUGCAUACUUUCAUUAUGUCUGUUUGUUUCUUCAGUAGCCCAUUAAACCUGCUGUUUGCGUACUUUAAGUGGUGUGAGUGUACAAAGAAUACAGUGCUCACUUUAUUUCAAAAACAUAUAUCAUAUGUUGAUGUUUUGUUUUUGAGGUGUUAUAGCAAAAUCUAACACGGACCCCAGACCUCAUUGAAACUCAUAAAUUGGCAAGUAGGAUAUUCUAAUUAAAUGUGUAAUUGUUCAUACAAAGAUUUUUGUUCAAAACUUACAUUUUUAAUAAUAUUUAUUGCUCUGGCAUAAAUGGUUUCUCUUUUAUUUUGUAGGACUUCUAACUGCUUUAAGAUUUGCUUUUGUUGUGUACAGGCAGAUGUAUCCUGAUAUUUGUCAUCUAAUAAAGGGACCGAUUUGAAAUGUCA